AUGGCGGUCCCAAGUACGGUGACGAUGAAGGACAUGUCCGGCACCUACGUUCUUAAUAAGACAAUUUCCGACUCCGCCACAGAGAUGCUGAAAAUGCAGGGCAUUGGCUUCAUCAUCCGGCAAGCGGUGGCUUUCAGUACCGUCACGAACACAACCAGCCAAUAUACCGACAAGGAUGGCAAAUUGCAUCUUGACCAGAAGCAAGUCUCCACGGGCGGCAUUACCAACGAGGAAGAACGAACCAUCGAUGGAGAAUGGCAUGAAUCAGCCAACAAGAUUUGGGGCAAGGUCAAGGGGCGUAGUAGGAUGGUCAAGGUGUCCGAGCUCGAUGACGACUUUCUGAAGGAAGGUUGGGCUCAGGAUUGCCUGGAAGGCGAAGUCCUGGAGUCAGUCAACGAGAGCUUGUCAGACACCUGGAAGGCCACAGUCAUCUUCGGCUUCGCGGAUGUCAAUGGUGAGAGGAAACACGUGCGACGCAUCACGUGCGUCAAGGGUAAUCACCGCGAGAAGAUGAGGCAGGUGUGGGACUGGAAGGCACAAUAA
Messenger RNA from Baudoinia panamericana UAMH 10762, 543 nucleotides. RefSeq lists its product as uncharacterized. The transcript is spliced from 2 exons. The coding region runs from base 1 to 543 and encodes 180 amino acids. Lineage: Eukaryota; Fungi; Ascomycota; Dothideomycetes; Mycosphaerellales; Teratosphaeriaceae. The record is from RefSeq and is a predicted model, not a curated record.